This is a messenger RNA of Astyanax mexicanus (Mexican tetra), 2509 nucleotides long. It is a transcript of the gene twsg1a, whose product is annotated as twisted gastrulation BMP signaling modulator 1a. Bases 170 to 841 code for a protein of 223 amino acids. The record is from RefSeq and is a predicted model, not a curated record. The transcript is spliced from 5 exons. Gene Ontology annotation, biological process: regulation of BMP signaling pathway. Lineage: Eukaryota; Metazoa; Chordata; Actinopteri; Characiformes; Acestrorhamphidae.
UUUAAGAAGAAGCUGUCUCGCGCGCUGCUCGCAGUGCAGGGAGUGCCUCUUCUGGCCGAACUCCCGGAGAGCUCCUACCCAACACCGGCCCGGACAAAGAGCAGAACCGAGACCGAGAGAAAGAGCGGGGAGAGAAAGUGCUGGUCCGGAUACUCGCGGUGCUGGAGUGAUGAGGAUGAGGGCUGUGUUCUUCCUCAUCUCAGCCUGUGCCUCCCUCCUCUUCCUCCUGUCCCUUAUCAGCGUUUCCUCUGCCUGCAACAAAGCCCUCUGCGCCAGCGACGUCAGCAAGUGUCUCCUACAGGGCCUGUGCCAGUGCCGACCUUCAGAGGGAAACUGUUCCUGCUGUAAGGAGUGUAUGCUGUGUUUGGGCACACUGUGGGAGGAGUGCUGCGACUGUGUGGGCAUGUGCAACCCCAGGAACUACAGCGACACCCCGCCUACUUCUAAAAGCACGGUUGAAGAACUCCACCGACCAAUCCCGUCACUCUUCAGAGCGCUCACCGAGGGCGACACCCCCAUCAACAUGAUGGUAGUGUCUUUCCCUGUGGCUGACGAGCUUUCCCAUCACGAGAACCUGGUGUCCUUCCUGGAGACGCUGGAAGAACAGCACCAGAACGUCACAUUGCCUGGCAGCAGCAUCCAUGGCAACUAUGACAAAGAUAACCUGUGCACGGUGGUCUACUUCGACGACUGCUUGUCCAUACGGCAGUGCAAGCAGUACUGUGAGUCGAUGGGGGCUUCAAAGUACCGCUGGUUCCACAACGCCUGCUGCGAGUGCAUUGGGCCUGAGUGUGUGGACUAUGGCAGUAAAACUGUCAAAUGCAUGAACUGUCUCUUCUGAAAGCCCAGAAACAGUCUUUACAGUCUUCACAAUGUGGGCUGGCCUUCUUCUCUCUGGGCUUUUGCUGUAGUAUUUUGUUGUUUUAACCCUUUAAUUAUAUCGUGGGUGUUGAUUUACAAACUGCUCUGAUGAGGUAAAAGCAGCAUUAUUUUAUACAGGAUCAGAUUUUGCUACUCUCUGUUUGGCGAGUAAAAAUACUACUCAAUACUACACAUUGACUUACUGAUAUUAGGUUGUAGCAGCAGGUUGUUUGCUACAGUUUGAUAAGGUUUAUCAAAUAUUGUCAAAUUUCCAAUUCAAUCUAACCAGAAACUGAAGAAAACUUUGUUUUGACUCUUUAUGUAAGCCUAUGCCUGAUCAUGCUCAUAAUGAUAUUUCUAUCCUAAUUAACAACAGUUUUAUAGGCCCCAUAAUCGAACCCUGUGGGACUCCAAAACAAAAGAACAAGGUAUCAAAUAAUUCACAACUGUUUCUGCAUUAGGAUUAACAACUAAAGAAUAAACCAAGGGUUAAAAGGGUGGAAAUCGCAGGCUCCGAGUGGUCCAGCGGGCUAAGUGCUGCCACUAUGAUCAGGAGAUCGCUGCUUCGAAUCCUGUUCAUGUAGCUUGCCAUCAGCUACAAGAGCCCUGAGAGAGCACAAUUGGUUGGUGCCACCAUAUGGAGUAAUAAAGCAGUAACUUUACUAGGUCAGAUUGGGGGGUUGUGUCUUAGGAAGUUGGAAGUUAAGAGGGCCUAUGUUUUAAUAGAAAUAUCCAUAUCUGACACCACAUAUCAAUAUGAUAUAAUACAUUAAAAGCAAUAGAAUACAUUGCAAUAUUGAUAUAUUGUCCCACCCCUAGUUGCUACAUAUCAUUCAUUUUUGUAGUUUAGCUAGUGUGCCAGCCUAUGAUGUAGCUAAUCGAAAUCUGGCAGGUUGGCAACAACUAUAUUAAAUUUGACAUUAUGCUAAUGUCAGUUCAAAUCCAUGACAAAAAACAGUCUGUUUCUAUUUAUAUUUCUACUUUUGUACUGAAUACAUACUGAAUAUAUAUGUAUCCUUUACAUCAAACUUGCAGACUAAAAAGCACUUACCAACAUACAGUACAACACCUUGCAGCACGAUAGAUACCACCUGGCAACACCGUAGCAACCACCGCUGAUGCUAUAGCAAAUACCUAGCAACACUGAACCACUGAAGCUGCGCAGCUAUUUUGCAUUAGCUUCAGAAAAAACACUCUUUUAAAAAAAUUGUUUACGUAUGCAUUAUGUAUGCAUUAAAGCAUUGUAGGAUUUCUGUUUGUGUGUUUCAUUGUCUGUUUUAUUGUAAUUUUGUAUGUAUUUUGUGUCAUUUCUUGGCUAAAAAACGGGCACACUACAUUUGUAUAAAUGCUGUAUGCAGUAAUUUUGAGAGUAUAUCGUCGCUGUCAUGCAAAAAAAAAAAAUCGUAUAAACUCCAACUUCAUAGAUCAAUUAAACCUUUUUAUUUUUCAAUGAAAUUAUUUAGGUUCAUCAGUUAAUUCAUUAAAUUUUUUAACAAUAUCAAAUUACAAAAAAAACGAAUUUAAAUUGCAAAAAUGAAGACAGCGACAAUAUAUUUCUUUGACAUGCACUCUCCAUUAAUGUUAAUUGUAUUUAGGUUUGCUGGAUUAUUUGCUGAAUUGUUGGAAAUAAAGUUAAAUUAUAAAGUAA